Brassica rapa (field mustard) is the source of this 1829-nucleotide messenger RNA. RefSeq lists its product as uncharacterized. Lineage: Eukaryota; Viridiplantae; Streptophyta; Magnoliopsida; Brassicales; Brassicaceae. The record is from RefSeq and is a predicted model, not a curated record.
GCUUUUUCCUUUUUUAUUUUGUUGUCUUCUAUUCGAUUCCGCUUUUAGAAAAGUUUGUUGUUGGGUUUGGUUUCGAUCGAUUCUAGAAAUCUGUUCUGGUGGAAAAAUCCCAGUUUAAAAGAAAAAACAUCUCUCUAUCUAUCAUCUCUAAAGUUAUCUUCUUGGUGCCAUUAACGAGCUUCAUCACAGUGAUUCUGUAAUCUUCAGAUUUCUCCUUUUCAAGGAGUUUCGCUUUCACAGUGGUCCAGAUUGUGCUGAUUUUCAGACAGGUACCUUCUUGCAUGUGCCUAGAUCAGCCUAUAGAGAACUGAGAUUUUGGUAUCUGUUCUUGUAGAGAGAGCUGUUUGAUUUUCUCCUUGUCAAGGGGACACAAGGACUGUGGUUGGCUCUUGGUCGGUGAAUAAAUAAAAUAGAUAAUGGAGCAUGAUUUACCGUCUAUUAAAUCAUGGAAGUCACUUGUUAAGAGGAGAAACAACCCUCAAGAAGGGCUUUUGCAGGGCAAGUCAUCGUGGAAAAUGAAACCGGUCAUGGCUCUCAUGUGUACACUUCUUUUGAUAUUUUGGUAUAAGACCACUAAUAUCCAGUAUCAACAGACACAGAUAGAAGAAACAGAUUACCCCUUUGAGAUGGCAAAGGAAUCUGAACCGGUGAGUGAGAAGUUGAAAGGGUUGCCUUUUGGCAUCAUACAGCCUAGAUCAGAUUUGGAGUUAAAGCCUCUUUGGUCAAGUACUAGUUUGAGGUCAAAGGGAGGUGAAUUGACAAACCGUAACUUGUUGGCAAUGCCGGUAGGACUUAAACAAAAGGAUAAUGUGAACGCUGUUGUACAGAAGUUUCUUCCGGCGAAUUUCACUGUGAUUCUGUUUCAUUAUGACGGAAACAUGGAUCAAUGGUGGGAUCUGGAGUGGAGCUCUAAAGCCAUACACAUUGUUGCACAUAACCAGACAAAAUGGUGGUUUGCGAAACGGUUUCUCCAUCCUGAUAUCGUCUCCAUUUACGAUUAUGUUUUCCUUUGGGAUGAAGAUCUUGGAGUUGAGAACUUCAACCCUCAAAAAUACUUGAAGAUAGUUAAAAAAGCAGGACUUGAGAUCUCUCAACCGGCCUUGCACCCAAACUCAACCGAAGUUCACCAUAGAAUCACAGUCCGGUCUAGAACAAAUGUAUUUCAUAGACGAGUUUAUGAUAGUAGAGGCAAUAUGAAGUGCUCAAAUACUAGUGAAGGGCCUCCAUGCACCGGAUUUGUUGAAGGAAUGGCUCCAGUGUUUUCAAGAUCUGCCUGGUUUUGCACUUGGAAUCUAAUACAAAAUGAUCUGGUUCAUGGGUGGGGAAUGGAUAUGAAACUUGGGUACUGUGCUCAGGGUGACCGUAGCAAGAAAGUUGGGAUAGUGGACAGUGAAUAUAUAUUCCAUCAAGGCAUUCAAACUCUAGGUGGAAGUGGUUAUCCCGACAAGAAGAACUCAGCUCGCAGCGGAGUCACAAGGAGACGCGGUUCUGCAACUUUUGAUUCAAGAACAGAGAUACGGAGGCAGUCAACAUGGGAGCUUCGAACUUUUAAAGAACGAUGGAACCGAGCGGUUGAGGAAGACAAGAACUGGAUCGACCGGUCUUCAUCGACCAGGAAUCGUAUCAGCAAUAACCGGAGAUUUAAGCGGAGUAGUGUGAUUUCAAGUUUAUUGCAGAGCCAAGCUGAAGAGACUAGAAAAUAAUCACAUGCAGUUUUUCUUUAAAAAAAAAUCAGAUAAAAUAUAGAAAAAAGGUUUUGUUCAUUGUUAAAUAGUUAAUCAUCAUUCGCUUCGCUUUGAUUAGUGUAGUUUUUUUAUUAUCUUCCCUAA